Messenger RNA from Trypanosoma brucei brucei TREU927, 396 nucleotides. RefSeq lists its product as hypothetical. NCBI's taxonomy places the organism in Eukaryota, Euglenozoa, Kinetoplastea, Trypanosomatida, Trypanosomatidae. The coding region runs from base 1 to 396 and encodes 131 amino acids. The transcript has a single exon. The record is from RefSeq and is a predicted model, not a curated record.
AUGCCUUGUUUCCUCUCUGUCGUCCGCAGCCGUUUCAUGGAGCUCCGCCAGGAGGAGCCAAGCUCGCAACAACGCAGCAAUUUUGUGCCUAAGAGUCCCAAUCCAUCCGCAUUAAUGCCGCUCCCGGGCGCCGGCAUCCAGCCCAUUUGCCCCCAGCUCCCAAAUGCUAACCAUGCGGAAACGGAGAGAAGCGCGAUUCAAGCUGGCAGGCAUGCAUUUUUCGCUACCAAAUUCAGCAGCCGGCCCCAUACCGCGGUGACGGCCAGGAUGAGUGAAGGUAAGUCAGCCACCCUUGGCUACACUUUUUUGCUUCUCUGGGCUCUCUUAAGCCCUCACCUACUAAUCCCACCCCCCAAAAAACAACAGUGCACCUGUCCAACCGGACCCGCCCAGUGA